Messenger RNA from Alternaria atra, 801 nucleotides. RefSeq lists its product as uncharacterized. The record is from RefSeq and is a predicted model, not a curated record. Lineage: Eukaryota; Fungi; Ascomycota; Dothideomycetes; Pleosporales; Pleosporaceae. The coding region runs from base 1 to 801 and encodes 266 amino acids. The transcript is spliced from 2 exons.
AUGGGGGCACUCUUCAUUUUUGCAUUAAUUGCGACAACUGUCUACGCCAACAAUGGCAUCUCGGAAGACUUUUUUACUGGAAAUAAUGGCAUCAAGGCCGCGGAGGCAGCCUCGCCAAUGUGGCAUAUGGCAAGCGGAUCCUGCCUCCCUGGCGCUGCCGAAGAUGGUCAGGGUCAUCAAACAAACGGCGUAGACAUUUCUGUUGUUCUUUGCGGCAUCAACCAGAACCAAGCUGGUGGUUGCGCUGACUCAACAUACCGUGGUCCAAAUUGGCCAUACGCCAAUAUCCCCGGCGAACCAUUUCAACAGAUACCUACAUACUACAAGGUCGCGUACUGUCCAGGCGAUGACUCUUGGCGGGUGUCCUACCAUGUCUACUUCAAGCACGAUGUGUCCCAUAAAAGUGACUUCGAAUGGGCUGUUGUAAAAUUCACGAAGCAAUCUGACGGUUUAUGGUACCGGUAUGGGCUACUCAUGGAAACGGACGGUGAUUACGGUGUCGGCUUCUGGAACGAUGUCCCGAGCACCUUCGAUAGCACCGACGAUCAGAUGCAAGAUGGAAACAAGCAGCGUAACCACGCAAAGCUGUACUUUGGGAAACGAAGCCAUUCGGUACAUUAUGAUAUGGAAAGCAGGAAUAAGAAUACUUGCAUCAAACCAGACUUUCGAGCCAACGAUUUCCAAUUCUGGUCACUCUACAACCUAAGGCACGAGAGCGUUAUCGAUUUCGCAUGGACUUAUGGGCAAGCAAGUAAUCCGCGGUCAGUGGAUAUUUGCGAUAACAAAGGCCAUACCUUUUAG